UCCAUGGUCUGAAGGAGGCUGAGUUUAGGGAAAGUAUCGACGUUCCCGCUUGUCAAUCACAAGGAACCGAGGGGAGCGAAACUGGGAGGAAGGCCGGCGAAACAAGUAUUUUUUGAGCAACUCUAAUGUACAGCUUGUGCAUCGAUAAUGGGAGUCAAGGUUGGAGAGAAUUGCCAUCCUGUUUCGGGAGGAAAGAUUGAUUCGACUUACAAAUAAAUCAGAUAAAACCUUCUAAGUGCACGUCGAACUUGGCGAGUGUCAAUCGCAGCUGAAUGUAGCUGUGGUUCCUGUCUUGAAAACGAAAACGGGGGUUGUUCCUCCAGGGUAAGUGUUUACAUACCAGUGUAAACACUUUUGUCGGAAUAUUUCAGGACAGUAUAGCUGUUAGGUGUUCAACUUUUGGCACAUUUUCCUACUCGACUAGGGGACUCGAGGGGAGUUUGUGCCCUCAAGUGUCGCUGUUGGGAACCACUCAUACAGAGUGGACCGCCGUGUGAGAGAGAGGAGUGACGGUUCGCGUCUGAAACUUGCACCACAAACCUCUCCACGGCGCAAAACGAGGGAGAAGAUGAGUGGGGGAGAUGUGGUGCAUUCGGGGUGGUUGAGAAAGUCUCCACCAGAGAAAAAGUUGAGACGUUAUGCAUGGAAAAAGCGGUGGUUUGUGCUUCGGAGCGGGCGACUGACCGGGGACCCAGACGUUCUGGAAUACUACAAGAAUGACCACGCCAAGAAGCCCAUUCGCGUGAUCGACCUAAACCUGUGUGAGCAGGUGGACGCGGGGCUCACAUUCAACAAGAAGGACCUGGAGCACAGCUUCAUCUUCGACAUCAAGACCAUCGACAGGGUCUUCUACCUGGUGGCCGACACCGAGGAGGAGAUGAACAAGUGGGUGCGCUGCAUCUGCGACAUCUGCGGAUUCAACCCCACAGACAGCGAUGACCCGUCGAAGGUGGCGCAGCAGUCGGGGAGCGCAGGGGUGGAUGUGGGCCUGGGCUCGUCGCUGGGGCCUCUUGGCCACUCGGUCCUGACCAGCGUGCCCCCGCCUUACCAGCCCGUUAGCGUGAGCCACCUGGAGUCCUCGUCCAGCCUAGACGAGCCACAGGACUACCUCUGGCUGGUCAACUGUGAGAGCAAGAAGCCGGACACCAGCAGCUCAGUGACCCCCAGCCCUUCCCCCGGGCCUCCCCUGCCCCCUCCCCCCUCUCCACCUGAGGGGGAUCAGGAGUACCUGCUCCUAGAGGAGUGUGAGAGCAGGAGCUCGCCCCUCACCAGUCAGUCUCAUGGCGACUGCUCUAAGUCCACGUCCUCAGAGCCCGACUGCAACGACAACCUGCCACUGCACCGCACGCCCCCGACCGCCUGCUCGUCGGCCAAGCACACGUCCGUCAACGGCUUCUUCCCUUCGCACUCGCACCCCUCAUCGGCCUCGUCGGCCGCCGCCCUGUACGACUCGCCGCCCUCGCGCCACGGCCCCUCGCUGCCCCCGCCCACCGACCCCAGCAGCCUCUACCAGCUGCCGCGCAGCCGUUCGCAGGACACGGUCAUGUCGGUGCCGGCCGGCCGCUCGGCCUCGGAGAGCGAGUCGUCCGAGCUGUACGUCUUCAACACGCCGGGCCGCAAACCCUCGCUAGAGGCGCAGCUGCGCAACAUGACGUGCUACGACAUCCCGCCCACCCCCGGCAGCGGCUGCUCGUCCUACCUGCCCUGGAGCAUGAGCAGCGGCGGCGGCAGUGAGCGGGGGGGAGGUGGAGGGAUGGAGCCUCUCGGAGGAGGAGAAGUCGUGCCCCCGCCCCGCCCGCCCAAGCCCUCGCUCUCGUCGUCCAUGGCCACGAUGCCGGCCGGGGGGCCACCGGAGAGGUCGCCCACGGACACCUACGCCGUGCCACGCUCCAUCUCGGAAACAGACGGGAACUACUGCGUGCCGACCAGUGCGGGGAACAAAGCGCUGCGCAGCAACACCAUCGGCCCUAUGGACACUUCGCGCCUCCGCAAAGAUUUUGGAUCCCAGGACUGCUAUGACAUCCCAAGACCCUUUGCGUCAGACAAAUGUGGCGCAUUUGAAUUCAACGAAAGUCUAAGCAAUUAUUUUAAAAACAAGGGUAUGAUGCCUGUGAGCAGCGCUUCCACGGAGGAAGUGGACGAAAAUUACGUGCCCAUGAGCGCCAACUCGCCCUCCCACCGGCGCUCGGGCAGCCUCUCCGAGCCCAUCCAUGAGCCCAACUACGUACCCAUGACCCCGGGCACGGUGGAGUUCUCCUCCCUGGGCAAACAGGUGCCCCCGCCGGCCCACAUGGGAUUCCGCUCCAGCCCCAAGACGCCCCCACGGAGACCCAUGCCAUUGAACGAGUGCCAGCCGCCUCCCGUGGACCGCCAGCCGCCCCCCGUGGACCGCAACCUUAAGCCAGAUCGCAAAGGUCAAAGCCCUAAGGUAUUAAGAGCUAAGCCAGUCGGUCUUGAGCGAACCGACUCACAAACCAUAGGUGAAUUCCCAAGACGACGCAAGGCCAGACCGGCCCCUUUGGAGAUUAAGCCCCUGUCGGAGUUGGAGGAGUUCACGGCGCCCGUCCGCUCACCGGACACCAGGACGUUCGCCAGGGAUCUCUCCAGGUUUCCCAUGCCUCCAAGACCCUCGUCGGUGCAAAGCACUGCCUCCAGCACCGAUUCCGAGGAGUGUGAGGAGAAUUAUGUAGCCAUGCAAACAUCUAGUAUGUCUUCAGACGAACCAAACCUUAAGCUGAGUGCUCAGAUGAACGCAGAUGGAGGCAGUAGUCCCAUGGUGCCGCUUAAAGGAGAUAAACAGGUGGAGUACCUGGACUUAGAUCUGGACCCUGGCAAAUCCACACCCCCACGGAAGAAAAAGAGCAACGGGACGGGAGCGGCUGUGUCAGACGAGCGUGUGGACUAUGUGGUGGUGGACCAGCAGCGAACGCUAGCUCUCAAGAGCACUAGAGAGGCAUGGACUGAUGGCAGACAGUCCACUGAGACCGACACCCCGAUCAAAGGAUCUAAAUAAACACUAGCCACCUCCACCAAACUAGCCCCAGCUCCCACUCUUUCCCCCACUCUCCUUUCUCCUGACGGAGUCGCCUUUCUGGGCCUAAGCGCUAAGGAGACUGUGCCAUGGAUGGAUUUGGACACAAAGAGAUGGUGAAGGAGAGCAUAUCAGUGGCCUAGAUACUAGACUGCGUCCCUCCCUUGAGGCCUGUAGUUUACAUUGCCACCUGGCUGGAGGCCAAGCACAACCUCUCAAGGAUUUGCGAGGAUGUCUGCUUUGCGUUGCUCCCCAGGGUCUUCUUGAGGAUCUGGGAUUCUCUGUUUUGUAGGGUGAAGAUGACCUGUGAAGGCUCACAGGAUAUGAAGCCCUUUAGGACACUUAGACUGGAACCCCCCAUGCAGCGAAAGAUGUUUUCUCUAAGGAUUUCAUUUUUUUUUUUUUUAUCAUCUAGCCAAAUCUGACGUGAACACUGUCCAUAAAUAUGUUGGCUUAAAAAAGGCAGAACAUACAUUUUGCUGUCAAUUUGUACUGAUCUAGCCACAUUCUGAAUACUUAACUAUGUUAAAGUGUUCUUUAGGAGUACUGCCUUAAUUAUAUCAGUAAAAAAAUCUUUAGUUUUCUGAUAGGUGCAUUCCAUGAAAUAUCCUGAUUCUUAGAAGCUAUUCUGUACCAAACAGUGAUGCAGAUCAUUUUUGGAUCAUUUUUUUUUCUCUCUUUUUGGAGUUCUUGAGUGCUCCUCCAUGUGAUGUUUUAAACUUAAAACCGUGAAUGAGACUGCGUAAUUUCUCUCGGCCCUUUGAACGGGGCACACAGAGAAAAAAACUCAAGUGGACAGCAGCACCUGGUCAGAGUUUUACUCGACUCGAGUUGAGGUGGCUAAGCAAGAAGCAUCAUUAACGUUGUUCAACCAAAACAUCUGCAAAUCUGAAGGAAUUCCUUUCACUGAAUCGCACAGCUCAGAGUGCUUCUUACUCCUGGCAGAGGAAAUGCAGAUGGACUGUAUGAUGUGCAUUUGUUAUGGUGUGUAUAUUUUUUUCAAAGUGUCCUUUGACUUGUGUUUAUAUCCAGGAUGUAAAAGCUUUCAUGUAGAUUCAGGAUAGAAAUCUGCACCUUCUGAGAUGGCUAUCAAGAACUACACUAUGAUGGAUGACAUGAGAUAUUGGAAUCAAUAACUGUGACUGCUACUAUUGGAAGCUGAUGCUUCCUGAUAGCUAUGGAAGGUAUCAUACUAAAGAAUAAGAUAAAGAAGUCAGGUACUCAUUUAAUUACUUAACACAGCUAUCCAUUUCUAAUUUAUUUUUGUGUCGUUUCAUCACUAGAUUGAUUGAUCUUUGCCUCAUGAUGCGUUUUGCUUAAAAGUGUUUUUCUUAGUUUAUUUGCCAAAUUUAGAUGAUUCUUAAGUAUAGACGCUUGUUUUAAAAUGCCUUUCCCAAGAUACCUCCACCCCCUGCCAACUUUGAUUUUGUUUCACUCCAGUUCUCCUCAAACUGGCUUUUUGAUUUAUUUUCUCACUUGUUUAAUAACUUAUUUCAAAUGGAUUUCCCACCACUGUCAAAUACUUAUUGCCUUAUCAGGUGUAUUUGUAUGUUGUAAAUAAGACUGAUCAUGGCAUUUCAGCUCAUACUAUUUCUAAUGAAUAGUUGGUUUUUACUAACUUUCUUCUCCUUUGAAGCCCAAUCGAGGGUGCUACAGGUGCGUUUCUACGCUGUUGAGGGCACCCAUGCUGUAAAUAUUUGCGCUCAAAUUUUCAAGCAUGCUCCCACUGAAUAAAAUCUAAAACACUGAUGCUUAUACUGUUGUUUCUGUACUUAAAUCUUCUCUCCCCUCAAGUGGAAUGGUGUCAAAGAACCUGGAGGAUCUUAAAGCUUUGUAUCUUUUUUAAUGAAUCAAACAGAAAAGUACAUUUGAAAAUGAACUAAAUAAAACCUACCUUUAUGCAA
This is a messenger RNA of Alosa sapidissima (American shad), 4935 nucleotides long. It is a transcript of the gene gab1, whose product is annotated as GRB2-associated binding protein 1. The transcript is spliced from 13 exons. The record is from RefSeq and is a predicted model, not a curated record. NCBI's taxonomy places the organism in Eukaryota, Metazoa, Chordata, Actinopteri, Clupeiformes, Clupeidae. The coding region runs from base 569 to 3013 and encodes 814 amino acids.